Molecule: messenger RNA, 2368 nt
Organism: Leptonychotes weddellii (Weddell seal)
Lineage: Eukaryota; Metazoa; Chordata; Mammalia; Carnivora; Phocidae
Gene: EFCAB7
Product: EF-hand calcium binding domain 7
Biological process (GO): positive regulation of protein localization to ciliary membrane
Cellular component (GO): ciliary membrane; plasma membrane protein complex
Molecular function (GO): calcium ion binding
Source: RefSeq, a predicted model, not a curated record
AUUAAGGACCUAGGACCUCAUCCUCGUCCCUGCCAGCGCACCACAGGACCGUCUCUUCACUCUGGCCAUUCCAGACCCCGACAGACGAGCUGCACAGCAGUAUCUGUCCUCUCCGGAUUCACCUCCCUAGAUUUCUACCCGGACCGUUUGGGGAGGUGCUCUGAAUCUUAUUUCCGGUGGCGGAGAGGCGCAGUUGCCAUGGUAAUUAAAGGAAAGGCCGAGGUCGGUUGCGCUGCGGUGACAGGAUCACGGAAUCCGUGGAGAGAGUUGGCUGUGCUUCCUCGCGUAAUGGCCAUCAGUCCAGGAAGAGAUGCAACUUUCUCCAGUCAGAAGUCAGCGCUUUCAGAGAGUCCUCGAACAAAGAAAUUUCCACUAACUGAAGAAGAGAUAUUUUAUAUGAAUUGUAGAGCUGCCUACUUAACUGUUUUUAAAAGCAGCUUAGAAAACAUUAUUUCUAAAGAACAACUUUACUUGGCUCUACAGCAUGCAGGAAGAAAUCCAUCCCAAAAGACCAUUAAUAAGUAUUGGACUCCUCAAACUGCCAAACUGAAUUUUGAUGAUUUUUGCAUAAUUUUAAGAAAGGAAAAACCUACUUCAAAAGCAGAACUACUAAAAUCAUUUAAGCAAUUAGAUGUAAAUGACGAUGGCUCUAUUUUACACACUGACCUUUAUAAACUUCUAACAAAGAGAGGUGAGAAGAUGACUCGAGAAGAAGUAAAUGCCGUAAUAAGUUUGGCAGAUGUAAAUGCUGAUGGCAAAUUUGACUACAUCAAGUUUUGUAAAUUAUAUGUGACAACCAUUGAGCAAUGUCUCAAAACUACUGUAGAAAAACUGGAGGUUGACAGUAAACUGAGGCAUCAACAGUUUGGAAGCCACACUGAAGGAUCCCCUGAAAGGGACCCAUCACCAGUACCGAAACCAUCACCUAGAAUCAUAAGAAAAACUGAUCAGGAAACAUUCUCAAAUAAAGGUGAUACCAGCAGUUCUUUACUGGCAACAACUAGAAAGUUCAAAACAUCUGUUUCUUUCACAAUUACCAUGGGUGCUAAUAGUAACCGAAACUCAAAGUUAACUGAGCCAAACUCAAUAAAGGAGUGGCAAUGUGUACAAUCAAAAGGUUGCUUUUUCUUAGAAGAAGAUGGUGAAAUCAUUAGUCAUCAAUAUAGGAUGCAAAUAGCUCAGAGAUCCAUGGUUUAUCUAACAAUUAAACCAUUAAACCUGAGUCAAGUUGAAGGAAAACCAUCCCCUUGGUUGUCAGUUGAUACUGCCUUGUAUAUUCUUAAGGAAAAUGAGAGUCAAGCAAAUCUACAACUCAUGUGUUUUACUGAACUACGAAAUAGAGAAGUGUUUGGGUGGACCGGUGAACUAGGACCUGGGAUUUACUGGUUAAUUCCUUCCACAACUGGCUGUAGGCUGAGGAAAGAAAUAAAACCCAUAACUGAAGAGGCCCAGCUUGUGUAUAGAGAUGGAACAGGGGAAUUAUUUCUUACAAAGGAAUUUAGGUCAACUUUAUCAGAUAUAUUUGAAGUAAUUGAUUUAGAUGGAAAUGGUCUUCUAAGCCUUGAAGAAUAUAAUUUUUUUGAAUUGAGAACAAGUGGUGAGAAAUGUGAUGAAGAUGCUUGGGCUGUCUGCCGUGACAAUUUUGAUACCAAGAAGAAUGAACUAACAAGACAGGGCUUUAUGGAUCUGAAUCUAAUGGAAGCCAAUGAUCGAGAAGGAGAUCCUCGUGACCUUUGGGUAACUCUGCACUCAAUGGGCUAUAAUAAAGCUCUGGAAUUGACAGAGGCAUGCCCAUUUAUCAUCAAUAUCUAUGCAGACAAAUGCAAGCCAAGAAUUAAAGCUGUCCAUAUGGAGGCAUGCAGUGGGCAACUUGAGAAGGCCAUUUGUAAAUCCGUUCUUAACAAAGGCGAUGCCAGGGUAAUGGAUGGCUAUGAAAAUAUAAUUGUACAUACGUAUAAGCGUGACACCUGGAUAACAUCAGUUAUUGAAAACAAGUCAGAUAAUAAAGUGAUUAUUCACAUCAACAAUGAGCUAAGUAAAAACUGCAUAAACAACAGAGGACUGAACAUAUUUGCAGUAGAAGUGGCACCAAAAUCUACAAUGGUUUGUCAACAUGUAAUGCCUCUGAAUGAACGACAAGAAUGGAUAUAUUAUUGUGUGUAUUCCCUUAUAUCUUAAAUACUGUUUUCUACUUGAGCCUGUCAAACUAAGAAUUCUUUCAGGUUUAGUCUGUUAUUUGUUGAUAAACUAAAUGCUAAUCAAUUUAACUGAUGUACAUAAACAAUAAUCAAUUUAUAUGUGUUUAUAUUUUAUACCCAUGUUAUAUACUUUAUUAUUAAAAUAUAAAUAUAAAAUAGAAAUAAUAUAA